Molecule: messenger RNA, 1035 nt
Organism: Merops nubicus (carmine bee-eater)
Lineage: Eukaryota; Metazoa; Chordata; Aves; Coraciiformes; Meropidae
Gene: ASIC4
Product: acid-sensing (proton-gated) ion channel family member 4
Exons: 10
Biological process (GO): sodium ion transmembrane transport
Cellular component (GO): membrane
Molecular function (GO): ligand-gated sodium channel activity
Source: RefSeq, a predicted model, not a curated record
GUCUACACACGCUAUGGUAAGUGCUACACCUUCAACGGGGACCGGAGGAACCCACGUGUGACCCGCCAAGGUGGCAUGGGCAAUGGGCUGGAGAUCAUGCUGGACAUCCAGCAGGAAGAGUACCUGCCCAUCUGGAGAGAGACCAAUGAGACAUCGUUUGAAGCUGGCAUCCGGGUUCAGAUCCACAGCCAGGACGAGCCGCCCUAUAUCCAUCAGCUGGGCUUUGGCGUCUCACCAGGUUUCCAGACCUUCGUGUCUUGCCAAGAGCAGCGGCUCACCUACCUGCCGCAGCCGUGGGGGAACUGCCGGGCCAGUGUGCAGGGGGAGCAGAUGCUGCCCGGCUACGACACCUACAGCAUCGCUGCCUGCCGCCUGCAGUGUGAGAAGGAGGCCGUGGUGCGGAGCUGCCACUGCCGCAUGGUCCACAUGCCAGGCAAUGAGUCCAUCUGCUCCCCCAACGUGUACAUCGAGUGCGCUGACCACACGCUGGACGCGGCGGUGGAGGACAGCCAGGAGCGCUGCAGUUGUCCCACACCGUGCAACCUGACGCGCUACGGCAAGGAGAUCUCCAUGGUGCGCAUCCCCAACAAGGGCUCUGCGCGCUACCUUGCCCGCAAGUACAACAAGAACGAGACCUACAUCCGGGAGAACUUCCUGGUGCUGGACAUCUUCUUCGAGGCGCUCAACUACGAAGCCAUUGAGCAGAAGAAAGCCUAUGACCUUGCUGGGCUUCUCGGGGACAUCGGGGGGCAGAUGGGCCUGUUCAUCGGUGCCAGCAUCCUCACCAUCCUGGAGAUCCUGGACUAUGUCUAUGAGGUGAUCCGGGACAGGUUCAGCCGGGUCCUGAGCCGGGACCCACCCCUGAAGAAGCCCUCAGGCAGCAUUGCCACGCUGGGACUGGAGGAGCUCAAGGACCAGAGCCCCUGCCAGACCCUGGGCCGGCAGGUGGAAGGCGCCUACAACACGGGCAUCCUGCCCAACCACCACCACCGCCACUACCCUCACCAGGGCGUCUUCGAGGACUUCGCCUGCUAG